AUGAGUUAUGGUGUUAAUGAAGUGCUGCUUGCUUCUGUCCUGGGGAGUGUGGUGUUUUCGAUCUUUGCUGCGCAGCCGUUGGUUAUUGUUGGGGUUACGGGACCAAUUACUGUUUUUAAUUAUACGGUAUACGAUAUCAUGACGCCAACUGGGACGAAUUAUUUUGCGUUCAUGGCAUUAAUCGGCCUAUGGUCCCUAGUAAUGCAUUGGAUCCUCGCCAUAACCAACUCCUGCAACGCCCUAAAAUACGUAACACGUUUCUCCUGCGACAUCUUCGGCUUCUACGUCGCCUUCAUCUACCUGCAAAAAGGCAUCCAAGUGCUCACCCGGCAAGGCUCCUCGGAACCCUUCUACCUCUCCAUCGCCAUCGCGCUUCUAGUCCUCGUAGUCGGCUACUUGUGUGGGGUCGUCGGCGGAGGCUCUUUGUUUCAGCAUUAUAUCAGAGUGUUUGUUAAGGAUUAUGGCACGCCCCUGACAGUGGUGUUCUUUACGGGAUUCGUGCAUAUUGGGAAGAUGAGGGAUGUUAGUCUCAGUACGCUGCCGACGGGUAAAGCUUUUUUCCCGACGACGGAUAGGGGGUGGUUUGUGCAUUUUUGGGAUAUUAGGGUUUCUGAUGUUUUCAUUGCUAUCCCAUUUGCCAUUUUACUAACCAUUCUCUUCUACUUUGACCACAACGUAUCAUCCCUCAUAGCCCAAGGCACGGAAUUCCCCCUCCGCAAACCCGCCGGUUUCCACUGGGACCUCUUCCUACUAGGCCUCACAACCGGCGUAGCAGGCCUCCUCGGAAUCCCCUUCCCCAACGGUCUCAUCCCGCAAGCACCCUUCCACACGUCCUCCCUGUGCGUCACGCGCGUAGUCGCAGACCCCAACGAAGACGGCGCCAACAAAGGCCACGUCAUCACCAAAACCGACCACGUCGUGGAACAGCGCGUCUCGAAUCUGGCGCAGGGGCUUCUAACGCUGGGAACCAUGACGGGGCCGUUACUCGUAGUGCUGCAUUUGAUCCCACAGGGUGUACUGGCCGGUCUGUUUUUCGUAAUGGGUGUACAGGCCCUCGAAGGCAAUGGUAUUACCCUUAAAAUCCUCUUCCUCUGCAAAGACAAGACCCAUACCCCGGCCUCGGAACCCCUCAAGAGAAUCCGCCGGCGCCUUGCCAUCUGGGUCUUUGUCGCUAUUCAGCUAAUUGGCUUCGGUGCUACGUUUGCGAUCACGCAGACUAUUGCCGCCGUGGGGUUUCCGAUUAUCAUUUUGCUGCUAGUUCCGGUGCGGACGUUUUUGCUGCCGAGGUGGUUUUCUGAGGACGAGCUUAGGUUGUUGGAUGCGCCGACUGCGAGUCCGUUUACAAUGGUCAGUGUGGGAGGGAACUUCGGAGAGAGUGUGGAGGAUUUGACGAUGGCGGGUGAGGAAGGAAAUUCUGGGGGAAGUAGUGGGGAGGGAGUGCUUGUUGGUGGUGGAGAUGCAGAAGGGGAGAACAGCGACGAGGGGAAAGCUGAGAGGGGGGAGGGCAUGAAGAGGAGGGAGAGUUGGAGGGCGGAGGGGAGGAGUGGAAGGUUCGAGGCUGGGGAGAGCUAUGAGAUGCAGAAUCGGGGGAUGAGUAGGAGGAGCGUGAGUAGGCAGUAA
This is a messenger RNA of Lachnellula hyalina, 1620 nucleotides long. RefSeq names its product putative transporter. Gene Ontology annotation, biological process: monoatomic ion homeostasis; borate transport; monoatomic anion transport. Gene Ontology annotation, cellular component: plasma membrane; fungal-type vacuole. Gene Ontology annotation, molecular function: borate efflux transmembrane transporter activity; solute:inorganic anion antiporter activity. The coding region runs from base 1 to 1620 and encodes 539 amino acids. NCBI's taxonomy places the organism in Eukaryota, Fungi, Ascomycota, Leotiomycetes, Helotiales, Lachnaceae. The transcript has 4 exons. The record is from RefSeq and is a predicted model, not a curated record.